CAUUCCCAUACGCCAUUAUUCCUCAACCCUGUCUUCAUCUCCCUCUUUGAUUAAUCCCAAUCUACGACCAUGUCUUACGUCGCGUCCCCCGAAGAAAUCGCUAUCUGGGAGGAGUUCUCCUCGAAGCCCGAAUUCUCGCAAGAGGGCAUCGAAAUCCCCUUCCACACCACGUUUGCGUACGUGAAAAGUAUACUCCCUCCAGGCUUCGAGCCCGCAGCCGAGCCCACGGGUAGCAUACUCGUGGGAACGAUGGAAAGCAAACUAUGCGGCGAAUUUGACUGCACUCUCGUCACGCUCGAUGCCAAAUUCAAGGGCAUUACGGGCAAAUACUGCUUGCUGAUGCUCAUCAGCGGUGAUACGCCCGUUACCUGGGGCCGCGAGGUGUGGGGGGAGACCAAGAAGACCGGCAUUACCCGGCUCUGGCGCUCGGGCAACUACCGGUAUGGCUACGCAGAACGCAACGGUGUGCGUCUGAUCGAGGUUGAGAUGGAAUGUGGAGACGAUCUUCCGGCGGAAACGGUCAAGGGAUCUCAAUUUGAGAUCAAGGCCUACCCGCAUUCGCAGGGCAAGGGGCUGCAAUGGGAGCCCAAGGUCAAUGUGCUGGAGGUAGUGGAGCACAAGACUCGGCGGGCCACAGGCAGGGGCCGGGUCACUGUGAGAGGAACGCGGGCGGAUCCGCUGCACAGCAUUCCCAUCCAGUCCGUGGGGCAGUUUGAGUAUGUCUCGGGGUUGGCGGAGUAUACGGUUGUUGCGGAACAUGAUCUGGGAUGCGGCAAUGCCUAUAUGCCUUACCUGAUCGGGAGGUACUACGAUGACCUACGUAUCUUCCGGGUGGGUGCUGAGUGGAAUAAGCUGGAGAACAAGGAGGUUGAUGUGGAUGAGACAUUCCCUGUACAGCGGCUGAGUUCGCGGUGA
Aspergillus versicolor CBS 583.65 is the source of this 915-nucleotide messenger RNA. RefSeq lists its product as uncharacterized. The record is from RefSeq and is a predicted model, not a curated record. The transcript has a single exon. Gene Ontology annotation, molecular function: lyase activity. The coding region runs from base 70 to 915 and encodes 281 amino acids. NCBI's taxonomy places the organism in Eukaryota, Fungi, Ascomycota, Eurotiomycetes, Eurotiales, Aspergillaceae.